AUGGAGAAUGACUCCGAAAAGUCCCAACCCCCAAACGCAAACCUGCACCAGGUAUACAGUCAAGAGAAACGCGUAGCCGAUAGCCACGACACCCUCGUUGUCCCCCAGACCACACCUGCCCACGGAGAAACCAGCACAGAAACCCUCGCCCUCCCACAUCCCACACCCACAGCCGCACCAUCACCACCCAAAAGCGCAGCAUGGCGAUUAACAGACCAAGUCAUCCAAAACCGAGACCGCGACAGAGCAGCAGGAUACAAACCCCGCGAACUAGGUGUGACAUGGAAAGGGCUCUCAGUGGAGGUUCCAACGGCAGAUGCCUCCGUCAACGAGAACCUUUUCUCCCAGUUCAACCUCCCCCAGGUCGCAAAGGACUACUUCCGGAAGCCACCGAUGCGCUCAAUCCUAUCAGAUUCGCACGGCUGCGUCAAGCCGGGUGAAAUGUUACUUGUGCUGGGACGGCCUGGGUCUGGGUGUACGACGCUUCUAAAACUGCUUUCGAAUCGACGGAAGGGGUAUCGCACAAUCAAUGGGGAUGUCAAGUUUGGAACAAUGGACCACGCAGAAGCGGCCAAGUAUAGGGGACAGAUUGUCAUGAAUACGGAAGAGGAGCUCUUCUAUCCGAACCUCCAGGUCGGGGAUACCAUGGACUUUGCGACAAAGCUCAAGGUUCCGGCGCAUCUUCCUGAGGGCAGUGACUCGGUGAAUGGGUAUGUCAAGGAGACGAAGGACUUCCUCCUGGAGUCCAUGGGAAUCUCACAUACAGCACAUACCAAGGUUGGGAAUGAGUUUGUGCGUGGUGUUUCUGGCGGAGAGCGAAAACGUGUUUCGAUUAUCGAAUGUCUGGCGACAAGAGGCUCAGUGCUCUGUUGGGACAACAGUACGCGUGGCCUCGAUGCAAGUACCUCGCUGGAGUGGGCCAAAGCCCUACGAGCCAUGACAGAUGUGAACGGACUAUCCACGAUCGUGACACUAUACCAAGCAGGAAAUGGUAUCUACAAUCUCUUCGAUAAGGUUCUGGUUCUAGAUGAAGGAGAGCAGAUCUACUAUGGACCUGCAAGAGAGGCAAAGCCGUUCAUGGAAGAGCUAGGGUUUGUGUAUACCGAGGGUGGGAAUAUUGGUGACUUUUUAACUGGUGUCACGGUCCCUACUGAGCGAAAGAUAAAGCCAGGCUAUGAAAACAGAUUUCCCAGAAACGCAGACGAGAUCAAAGCCCAGUACGAGAAAUCACCAACCUACAGCCAGAUGAUCUCAGAGUACGACUACCCCCAGGACCCUUUAGCUCGCGAGCGAACAGAGGCAUUCAAAGAGUCUGUAGCAUGGGAACAGUCCAAACACCUUCCGAAGAAGAGCUCCAUGACGACCAGUUUCUGGUCUCAGCUGGUUGCAUGCACUGUCCGGCAAUAUCAGAUCCUCUGGGGCGAAAAGUCGACCUUCCUAAUCAAACAGGUCCUGUCGCUAGUCAUGGCGCUGAUCGCAGGCUCAUGCUUCUAUGACGCCCCAGCCGACUCCUCUGGGUUGUUUAUCAAGGGUGGUGGUGUCUUCUUUGCUAUUCUGUACAACAACAUUGUUGCAAUGUCUGAAGUGACCGAGUCGUUCAAGGGUCGACCUGUCCUGGUGAAGCACAAGUCGUUCGCCAUGUACCACCCGGCAGCAUUCUGUUUGGCUCAGAUUACUGCUGAUUUCCCUGUGCUUCUAUUCCAAUGCACGAUCUUCAGUGUGGUGAUCUACUGGAUGAUUGGGCUGAAGCAUACCGCUGCUGCCUUCUUUACCUUCUGGGCUAUUCUGUUUACAACAACCUUGUGCCUUACUGCCCUCUUCCGAUGCAUCGGCGCCGCCUUCAAAACGUUCGAAGCCGCAUCCAAGAUCUCCGGCACAGCCGUCAAGGGAAUCGUCAUGUACGCCGGCUACAUGAUCCCCAAGCCCGAUAUCAAAAACUGGUUCGUCGAACUAUACUACACCAACCCCUUUGCGUACGCCUUCCAAGCCGCCCUCUCCAACGAGUUCCACGACCAACAUAUCGCCUGCGUCGGCGAGAAUCUCAUACCCAGCGGCGCAGGAUACGAAGACGUGGGGGCAGGCCAUCAAGCCUGCGCCGGUGUUGGCGGUGCACUGCAAGGUGCCUCGUACGUUACUGGCGACCAAUACCUCGGAUCCCUGCAUUACAAGUUCACGCAGCUGUGGCGGAACUACGGCGUUGUUUGGGGCUGGUGGGGAUUCUUCGCGGGUCUGACCAUCGUCUUUACUUGUUUCUGGAAUGCCGGGGCAGGUAGUGGUGCGACGCUCCUAGUUCCCCGCGAGAAGCUCAAGCAACAUGCAAGACAUAAGGACGAGGAGGCACAACAGGAAAAGGCAGCCAGUGCGCGCGACGCACCCGGGGAUACCUCGCUCGAUGAAGGGAAUAUCUCCCGCAACUCGUCUAUCUUCACCUGGCAGAAUCUGACGUACACCGUGAACACCCCGACUGGUGAGCGUGUGCUUCUUGAUAAAGUGAAUGGGUAUGUCAGGCCUGGUAUGCUGGGUGCUCUGAUGGGCUCGUCGGGUGCAGGGAAAACAACCUUGCUUGAUGUGCUGGCCCAGCGCAAGACGGACGGGACGAUCAACGGCUCUAUUAUGGUUGAUGGACGGCCUCUGCCAGUUUCGUUCCAGCGGUCUGCAGGAUACUGUGAGCAGUUGGACGUGCAUGAGGAAUAUGCGACUGUGCGAGAGGCAUUGGAGUUUUCGGCUUUGCUUCGCCAGCCUAGGACGACUCCUAGGGAAGAGAAGUUAAAGUAUGUGGAUACUAUUAUCAACCUGCUUGAGCUCCACGAUCUGGCAGAUACUUUGAUCGGAGCAGUUGGGAGUGGGCUUAGUAUUGAACAACGGAAGCGUGUUACUAUUGGUGUUGAGCUUGUUGCUAAGCCCAGUAUCUUGAUCUUCUUGGACGAACCAACCUCUGGGCUUGAUGGCCAGUCUGCCUAUAAUACAGUUCGGUUCUUGAGGAAGCUUGCUGAUAUCGGACAAGCUGUUCUGGUCACUAUCCAUCAGCCCUCUGCCCAGCUCUUUGCCGAGUUCGACACUCUGCUCCUGCUGGCAAGGGGAGGUAAGACCGUGUACUUUGGAGAUAUCGGUGACAACGGAAACACAAUCAAGCAAUACUUCGGCAAAUAUGGAGCACACUGUCCCGCCGAAGCAAACCCAGCAGAAUUCAUGAUUGACGUCGUCACUGGCGCAAUCCCGGAGGUCAAGGACAACGACUGGCACCAUAUCUGGCUCGAGUCUCCGGAAAACGCCAACGUCACUAAAGAGCUGGAGCAUAUGAUCGCCGACGCUGCUUCCAAGCCACCAGGAACCCACGAUGACGGAUAUGAGUUCUCCAUGCCCCUAUGGGACCAGAUCAAGAUCGUCACCCACCGGAUGAAUGUGGCCCUAUACCGGAACACCAACUACGUCAACAACAAAUUCAGUCUGCACAUCAUAUCGGCCCUGCUAAAUGGCUUUUCAUUCUGGAGAGCCGGUCCAAAGACAGGAGUCAGUGACUUGAACCUGAAGAUGUUUUCCAUCUUCAAUUUCGUCUUCGUGGCACCCGGUGUGAUCAACCAGUUGCAACCGCUCUUCAUCCAGCGCCGAAACAUCUAUGAUACGCGGGAGAAGAAGUCCAAGAUGUACUCUUGGAUCAGUUUCGUCAUUGGCCUGAUUGUUAGCGAGUUUCCGUACCUUUGCGUCUGUGCGGUGCUUUACUUCCUCUGCUGGUACUACUGCGUCAAGCUUCCAUAUGAGUCCAACAGGGCCGGAUCGACCUUCUUCAUCAUGUUGGUUUACGAGUUCAUAUACACAGGAAUAGGCCAGACUAUUGCAGCAAUUGCGCCUAACGCAACGUUCGCAGCGCUGGUGAACCCAAUGGUCAUCUCCAUUCUGGUGCUUUUCUGCGGCGUCUUCGUCCCAUACACCCAGAUGAACGUUUUCUGGAAGUACUGGAUGUACUACCUGAACCCAUUCAACUACGUCGUUUCCGGAAUGUUGACAUUCGGUAUCUGGGACAACAACGUCAUCUGCAAUCCAGAUGAAUAUGCCCGCUUUGAUCCGCUGAAUGGUACCUGUGCCGAGUACCUGAAGGAUUAUGUGGCUGGUCCUGGCUGGGCGAUUAACAUUGCGAAUCCAGAUGCAACUUCCGAUUGCCGGGUUUGUCAGUUCCGGGAUGGAAGUGACUUUCUAACGACGCUGAAUAUCAACCAUUAUUACCAUGGCUGGAGAGAUGCGGGGAUUAGUGUCAUCUUUGCCAUUAGUGGGUAUGCCUUGGUGUUUGCGUUGAUGAAGCUGAGGACCAAGGCGUCGAAGAAGGCAGAGUAA
Aspergillus puulaauensis is the source of this 4329-nucleotide messenger RNA. RefSeq lists its product as uncharacterized. Bases 1 to 4329 code for a protein of 1442 amino acids. NCBI's taxonomy places the organism in Eukaryota, Fungi, Ascomycota, Eurotiomycetes, Eurotiales, Aspergillaceae. The record is from RefSeq and is a predicted model, not a curated record. Gene Ontology annotation, cellular component: membrane. Gene Ontology annotation, molecular function: ATP binding; ATP hydrolysis activity; ABC-type transporter activity. Gene Ontology annotation, biological process: transmembrane transport. The transcript has 4 exons.